Messenger RNA from Lytechinus variegatus (green sea urchin), 2535 nucleotides. RefSeq names its product xyloside xylosyltransferase 1-like. Bases 733 to 1923 code for a protein of 396 amino acids. Gene Ontology annotation, molecular function: UDP-xylosyltransferase activity. The record is from RefSeq and is a predicted model, not a curated record. The transcript has 2 exons. NCBI's taxonomy places the organism in Eukaryota, Metazoa, Echinodermata, Echinoidea, Temnopleuroida, Toxopneustidae.
ACGACCCGAAUGGUGAAUGUGAGUCGUAUUUGCUGACUUAUGAAGAUCUGACGUCACGUCGACCACGAGCAAAUCGCUAAUUACCGCUAAGACUGGACGCUGUCACCUCAUAAAGUGUGUCGGGUCUCGUACACACAGAGGCAAAUCGAGUCACCUGUAUCUGGGGCAAACAAUCAUUGUCGUCAACGAGUCAUGCACGCACUGAUCACCUGCGAGGCCUUAUCUUGGUUCCAUAAACGGCUUAUUAUAUCGAAAGAGAGUGCGCGCGCUGCCGAGAUGAUCUACUCCUUACAAUGAAUGACCAUCUUGACCAGUCGUCUUUAGUAUUGACCACUCGAGCAUUUUUCCUCCCAGGUACUACUGACAGAAGUACGUACAGGAGACGCUGUCCUCAUGACUGACUUUAAUUAUGUGGAAUUAAUUCCUUAUCAAAGAGCAAUCAGGGAUUCUCACAUACUCAUCGCGUCUAUUUUCGUUCUAUAACCGCUGUCAAUCGACAACUAUAGAAUAUAUUCGUUUCUGAGACCCAAUUUAUUUCAUUCGUCGAGGGAUGACUUUACAUGUUCCCACAUCGGAGGUAGUAGACAUAGGUCCUACAACAUCAGUAUUCUAAUCUGAAUUUACCAUCAGGCAAACAAUAAUCGUACUGAAUAGUAUUCCCUGGGGAACACCGUAAGGAGGCAGUCCCAUCGCAAUUGCAUCUAGACUGUCGAACAUUCACUUUCAUCUGAGAUGCUUUGCUUCACGAGAAGAACAUCCGAUCCCCUUCCUCUCGUGCGACCAAAGUCACUGACCCCAAUGCAGCAGAUUUCCUUGAUCGGGUGGUCUCUCUUCCGACCUGCCCUUGUCAUCUUGUCUUGCUUCUGGAUCGGGUACCUGACCGCCAUCGUAGGGCCGAUGCUCAAUGCAAAACACACGGCAACCAUCCAGCAUCGCGUCAGCCGCUUCGCCGACUACCUCUCCCUGCCGACCAACGUAUUCGACAACGGCAACCCCAUCCUCCGGAGGUCCAUCUCGUCGCCGCCCAGUGACGACCCUGGACGAUUCCGCUACGUGCUGAUUCCUCUCACAAGCGUCCACACCAUGCCCUACCACAAGAAACGGUUCGAGGUCUGUAUGCAAAGUCUCCUGGAGAAGUCAUCGAUCCCCUUGUAUUUCUUCUUCGUGGUUGACGAACCUAGUAGGCUGUACCUGGAAGAAAAGAUGAGGCUAUUCAGGAGGAACUUCAUGUCGAAAGUAGAGAUAGAGUAUACGUUUUUGGACCAGGAGACGGUUGCAAAGAAGCUUGCCCCAUCUGUGUCGGUGGUCCAACAAAUCGUCAGUGGCAACACCCAGGGCUACUACAACCAAUCCAUUUUCUUCCUGUCAGUGGCUAUUCAUCGAGGUAUCCUCCCCGACUUCGUCCACCAAAUCAUCAUGAUCGACACCGAUCUCAAGUUCCUCUCCGACAUCAGCGGACUUUUCGCUCAUUUCGACAAGUUCGGAGAUAGUAACGUCAUGGGCAUCGCGCAUGAUCAACAGCCGACAUAUCGCGAUGCGUUCAGCGCGUAUCGUGCGCGUUAUCCCAACACGCGCGUCGGUUCGCCGGCCCCUAAUGGACUACCAGGUUUCAACAGUGGUGUUGUGCUUCUAGAUCUUGAUCGUAUGAGGAGCAGCCAAAUCUAUAAUCGCUAUCUCAAUCCAUUGGUUGCGGAGUUUAUCUCCAAGAAAUAUUUAUUCAAGGGAAACUUAGGCGAUCAAGACUUUUAUUCCCUGAUCGGGAAUGAAAGAGAAAACUUAUUUUACGUUCUGCCCUGUUCGUGGAAUAGACACCUUUGUCGAAAACUUUACGAUCAAUACGCCCCCGUGUUUGAUUCUUAUUUUAGAUGCGAUGGUAAGAUCCAUAUAUACCAUGCCAGCUGCAAUUCUACGCUGCCCGUUUGAACAACCAAAUAGCUCUUUUUGAAAGUCGAUAAAAAGCUAUCGACGCUUUUGAAAAUAAGCCUUCACUUGUCAAUGGAAAGCAUAUAAGGCUUUUUUUCUGUACAUGCUCUUCCAUCUUUCAGUGUGCUUUCCGCUUUCCUUUCUUAAUUCGCUAGAAACUUUGUCGAAUGGAAGAAAAUUGGGAGUGUCUUUGAAAGUAGGGACAGAUUUUUCUGUGAAUUGAGCACAGAUCAACUUGAGCUCGGUGCAAAUGGGCCUAGUGUUUACCACGCUCCGCUCAAUGCGAAGGUUUAGGGUUCGAACCUCUGCCCAUCGCCUAUUUUGGGACGCAUGCAUUGCAUACUGAACAUUUGCCUUCUUCCAUCCAAGAGUAAACGGGUGCGCGGUAUUAUAUCGAAGCUAUUGCUCAGGGACACGAGAAGGACACUAAAUAAUAUGAUGCCAUUUCCAUGAUGAUGAUUACGACGCUGAUGAUUAAAAUGAUCACAAUGAUGACGAUGUAAACGGCGACGAUGAUGAUUAUGGUGGCGGCAUCGGUGGUGGUUGUGCGUGAGGAUGAUGGUGAUGGUGGUGAUGAUUGAUGAUGAUGAUGAUGAUGAUGAUGACGGUGGU